GCUUUCCCUGUGCAAAAUGGCUUUGCAAGCACAAACCGAGACGCUGCUGGCACAGCCCAGCGAGGCUCCAAGCCCAAGCCUUUCCAACUGGGAGGUUGUCUCGGAGCAGCCUGCAAGCGGAGCAAGCGCUUCGGUCGAUGGAUCGCCAGUGUCUUCCGAGGCGGAUGACCUGGUUGCCCACUUUACGCAAAUGAAGCUGCCGGACGCCAAGCGCUGGGCCAGGAAGUUUCGCACGGCUGGCUACUGCGACAUGGACGAGUUGGGGGAGGCAGAUUUGGCAGCAGUCUUUGAGGAGCUGCAGGUGCCUUCUGGCAUCCGGACAAAGAUGGCGAGGGGGAUGUCCGAGUUUAAGGCGGGGAACUUUGCAACCGCCUUCCCCAUGCCAGCCGGGGAUCUGGAUGCCACAGCGCCGGUGAAGGCGAAUGAGAUCAACUGGGGCCGGCUAGCGGUUGGCGCGGGGCUGGUGGUGGCAGCUGGCGCGGCAGUUGGAAUUACGGCAGCGUUGAGGGUGGCUAUGGCCCAGGGCACAACCAUUGCAGCCACUGGCAUCUUUGUAGCAGGCGAUUGCCUGGAUGGCGAUGCCUUGAUCAUUAUGUCUGAUCGAUCCCAGAAAAAGAUCAAGAACAUGAGAGCAGGUGAUCAGAUUCUGGCAUUCAAUGCGGGCAAGAUGAAGGUCAAGCAAGUCCUGAAGGUGGAAACUGGCAAGAGCAGCUCGAUGAGGGCUCUCACCCUUCGCCGCGCCACAGGGGGAGAGUUCAUCAUCAAGGCCACAGCAGGCCACCCUUUCUACACCAAGGCGAACGGUUGGGCAGUUCUGGACCCCGUAGCCGGUCACUUCGACAAGUCGAAGCCUGUGGCAAAACUGGCCGUUGGAGAGGAGCUGGUCCUGCAUCGGGGCAAUCUGGCGAAGGUGGUGGAUAUCGGACCAUUGCUGCAGCGGCAGGACACCUUCAACUUGCACGUGGACGGCCCGGGCACCUUCUUCGCUGAAGGCAUUUUGUCGCACUCAGGGCUGCCCCCACUCACGAAGAAGUGAGGGCAGCUUAUCGACUCGGGCCAUGUCCGCCGUGCAGGGGUGGUGCUUGUGGUCCUGUCGCUUUUAAGAGUACGCAGCAAGUUGCUGACAGAAACGUGUACCAUGUACAGGUCAGGUAGUGGCCCAUCAAGCCCUCUGUGCUAUUAUCUUACCACGGAAAGUUUGAGCAGCUGUCCUCGUUG
Molecule: messenger RNA, 1218 nt
Organism: Effrenium voratum
Lineage: Eukaryota; Dinophyceae; Suessiales; Symbiodiniaceae
Source: the annotation of a GenBank genome assembly